UGUGUCUAUCGUGUAUCUCCAAGGACAGCAGCGAUAGCGACGACGAUAUGGCGGCAGCGGCGGGAGCGUCGUCGAGUGCAAGCGCAAGCCGGCCUGCUGCCAAGGCGCUUAAGCUCAACAGCAACAACCUGGGCGCAUUCAAGAUCUCGAAGCUGUUCGGGGCGCCGCUCAUCGAUGCCGGCAGGAGCGUGACCAGCGUGGGCUUCGACGACCGCGGCGACUACCUCGUCUCGGCCUCGGACGACGACAAGAUCCACAUCUGGGACUGCAACAAGGGGAGGCACGUCAAGACGCUCUACUCGAAAAAGUACGGCGUCCACCUGGCCCGAUUCACGCACAAGAGCACGGCCGUCAUCUACGCCAGCAAUAAAGAGGAUGACACCAUCCGGCACCACUCGCUCAUCGACAACACCUACCUGCAGUACUACCGCGGCCACAAGUCAAGAGUGACGUCGCUGCAGAUGUCGCCCAUCGACGAUACCUUCCUUUCGGCCGCCAAGAACGAGGCCGUACGGUUCUGGGACCUUCGCACUCCACAAUGCCAGGCCAUGCUGCCGGUGCAGGGCCACCCCGUCAUCGCGUACGAUGCCUCGGGCCGUGUCUUUGCUAUUGCCCUCAACGAACGGCCGUCUGUGUCUCUGUACGACGUGCGCAAUUUUACCGCGAGACCAUUCCUGGUGAUUCCCAUCAGCGACGACGACUUUUUGAGCCAGUUCAGCAUGCCUCCACGCAUGCCUGUCAUCGCCUCUCUUGCAUUCAAUCCCAAUGGCCUGCUCCUCGUUGGCACCGCUGGAGACGUGCACUACGUCCUCGAGUCGUUCAAUGGCCACAUCCUCUACCGACUCCGCGGCCACGAGGGCCUGGAGCGCGUUCAGAACGAGGAUCUCAGCAUGGUGUCCGAGUCGGGCGCAAGUGGGCAAGAGUGCGGCUGGACGCCCGACGGAAAUUACGUCUUCUCCGGGUCACAAAGCGGCACGAUUCGCUUCUGGCACAUUCCCCACCACCAGGAGCAGCCAGCCGAUGCGCCAAGGCCAAUGGUGCAAAACGUGUCGCCGUCCGUGAGCCGCGAGGGACAUCAAGGAGCGUCGCGCGCGGUUGCAUUCAAUCCCAGGAGUGCCAUGAUGGUCAGCGGCGGGUCAAAGGUGGCCCUCUGGCUGCCCGAC
Messenger RNA from Acaromyces ingoldii, 1163 nucleotides. RefSeq names its product WD40 repeat-like protein. Gene Ontology annotation, molecular function: chromatin binding; protein binding. Gene Ontology annotation, cellular component: Set1C/COMPASS complex. The annotation marks the transcript as partial. NCBI's taxonomy places the organism in Eukaryota, Fungi, Basidiomycota, Exobasidiomycetes, Exobasidiales, Cryptobasidiaceae. The transcript has 7 exons. The record is from RefSeq and is a predicted model, not a curated record.